AUGGGCUAUAUAAGGAGUUCGAAUCAGCCUCAUUCGAACCAUUCUCACCUUCCCCCUGCCCCACCAAAUCUCAGAGAAAACGACCCAGAUUCUCUCCGCGAAGGAACUGAACGCAAUACUCUGCUCAUGGGGGACGAUCCGGCGCGGUUAUAUCGCUUGGACGGAGUCGCCCAUAUAGCUGGGGUCAUCAACGAAGAGCCUCAGCGAUGCAUCAGGAGCAUGCGGCGGCAGCAGGGCAUGGUCCUGGAUGACAGAUACGUUCCGUACCUGCAGAUGGCUGGUCUUUACCAUCUUGCAAGGCUGAACGAUAGAUGGUUCCGGUUGGACGAGGCCCUUGUCAGUGCGUUUGUAAAGCGAUGGCGUCCGGAGACUCACACGUUUCAUAUGCCGUUCGGAGAGUGCACUAUCACACUGCAGGACGUGGCAUACCAGCUGGGUUUGCCAGUGGACGGGCGUUACGUCAGCGGCUGCCUAUCAGAGUUCCAUAUAUACAUCGAGGGUGGCCGUCCAGCCUGGGUUUGGUUCGAGGAGUUGCUUGGAGUGGUACCUCCUCCUAGCCAGGUUCAGAAGUACGCGGUCAACUGCAGCUGGUUUCAGGAGACGUUUGGUGAGUGCCCGGAGGGAGCUGAUGAGGAUACUGUGCGUCGUUAUGCCCGUGCGUACAUCAUGAUGUUGUUGGGCACGCAGCUUUUUGCGGACAAGUCGGGCAACCAGGUUCACAUCAGAUGGCUUCCGUUUGUAGUUAGACUGGAGGACAUGGGGACCUACUCAGAUGGCUUCCGUUUGGCCGAUUCGGAUCUGCCUCGUCCAUGUUCGUCCGUAUCCUAG
Arachis ipaensis is the source of this 828-nucleotide messenger RNA. Lineage: Eukaryota; Viridiplantae; Streptophyta; Magnoliopsida; Fabales; Fabaceae. The record is from RefSeq and is a predicted model, not a curated record.